Messenger RNA from Daldinia loculata, 1169 nucleotides. RefSeq names its product ribosomal L27 protein-domain-containing protein. The transcript has 2 exons. NCBI's taxonomy places the organism in Eukaryota, Fungi, Ascomycota, Sordariomycetes, Xylariales, Hypoxylaceae. Gene Ontology annotation, biological process: translation. The record is from RefSeq and is a predicted model, not a curated record. Gene Ontology annotation, molecular function: structural constituent of ribosome. Bases 61 to 987 code for a protein of 308 amino acids. Gene Ontology annotation, cellular component: mitochondrial large ribosomal subunit; ribosome.
CCAAAACUUCCCCGGGAGAACGACAACGGUCUAAACGGCGGUCCAACGACGUCUGCAACCAUGAGGAUCGCUCAAUUGCAGCGGCCCAUAGUGGCGGCUACUUCCGGUAUAUCGAGAGCACCUAGUACCACGAUACGACAGCUACGAGACGUAUUCGGACAGCUAAGGAUAGGAGCCAACAAUGCGGCGGUAGAAGGUCGAAGAAAUGCUGCGGUCAAGUCGCAGGGAGCAUACAAGUUACGAGACUCGAGCACAAUCCCGAAGAAGCUGGGCGCGAAGAAGAGCGGUGACUCCUACGUGAUCACCGGAAACAUCAUCUACAAGCAGCGCGGCACGAUAUGGUUCGCAGGCGAGAACUGCGGCAUGGGCCGAGACCAUACCAUCUUCGCCCUGGCUUCGGGCUACGUCAAGUACUACCGAGAUCCCGCGCGACACCCGAAGCGACAGUAUAUCGGAGUUGUAUUCAACAAAGAAGAUACGCUACCGUACCCCACACAUGCGAUGCGCCGUCGUCGGCUCAACAUGAUUGCAGCCCCUAUUCCACCCCCGCAACCUGAGCCCGCUCUCUCCGCCUCCGGUAUCCCGACGCAGGUCGUACGCCAGGGCUACGGACGCAAGCCCCAUCCGCGUGACGAGCGCGUAAUCAAGUUGAGGGACGACGGUAGUUACGCCUACGCAGAAGAGAGCUGGCGUCUGGGUACACUAGUACGUACCGAGAAGCGCAAGAUGGGCAGCCGAAGAGUAGCCAUGAAGCACCGUCGCAGACGAGCGAAGGCUAUCGCCCUGGAGAUGCGGGCCGAGCGUGAGGAUAAGAUUGCGCGACGCAAGGAGGCGCUGGAUGCGCAGCGCGCCGCGAAGGCGAAGCGUAUGAGGGAGUAUAGGGCGCGUAGGGCGGCGGAGGCGGCGAAUAAGGCAUCUGGGCCGGGUGGUCAGAUGCCGCCUCCGGGAGCGGGAGGAAAGACGGAUCCUCCUAGGGUAGAGGCAUAAAUGAGGACUUUGAAGUAAUUUACUUGAGAGGUCGUCCGUCAUGUUUCAGUGCAAGAGCAAGGCGGGUUGCUACGACUCUGGCUUCACUCUAGUUCUACUAUCCUCUUGUCAUGCAAGCCAACUCCAUGAUGUAUUAUUACUAAGUACAUAACCACAUUUACGAAGCAUCAUUGUACAAGAAA